ACUCAUCUAGUAAAUAGAAGGGAGCCCCAAGUAGUUGUACAAAACGGAAGGUUUUUAUAGGCAGGAGGGUGGGACAACGAGGUUAAAAGAAUGGGUUGUUUCAGACUAGGUCACCUUCCUUUGCGAGAAGGCAGAGGGAUCUUUUCAGGCAGCUUACCUCACCAGUGAUCAGGAAAUUGCUGAUUGAUUUAAAAUUCCAGUCGUGGGAGAGAAUGAAACUGCAUAUUGAGUCUUGGUGAAGCUUACCACAGUGACUCCAUUUUGGGUCUAUUUUUUUUUAACAGGUGCUUCUGGCUUCUGUUAAGCUGGCUGCCUCUUCUGUCUCUCCGCAGAAGACAGUGAAUGGAGAAUUCUCCCUAAGGUCAGCGUUUCAUUAAUUGCCUCGCUCUGGCUGCAACAGUAUCCCAGGCAUCGAUCCAAUCCUACUAUCAAAAUUUCCCGGAGAUUGCCAGCAGGUCGGACCUCGGUCUUCCAGGGACUGCCCCGAGUCGCUGAGUGGAGUGGGACGCGCCUUGAGCAGUUUACUAUCUCUGUGGGCGGUGGCCCAAGGCGCGGGACCUAUCCGAGGACCGGAUUGGGCCUUGCCCCUGUCCAUCAUCCGACGGCUCUGGGCGCCGACUGUUUUGCCGUAAGAUUUGGAAGUUGAGCACCGCCUCUGGAAACGAGGGGCGUGAAGAUUGGCGAAGGUAAACGUUGUGUGUAUUUUUCUCUUCAUUGGAUGGCUACUGUGUCAGUCAUACUCUCCGCUGCUCCCGUUGGCGGGAAGGCUCCGGGCUGGUAGCGUGGACACAGUGCUGCCCCGCCCAAGUUGCGAUCCGGGCGCGUGACGUCUCAGAUAUUUGUUGUUGGGGUUUGGGCCUCAUUAAUUAUUCAUUAACCCUUGAAAGGGCUGCAGCGAUUGGUGGCUGGGAAGCCUGGUCAACUGUUUCUUAGCUAGAGAUAGGUGUCGCCCUCUACGCGGCCGAAAAAGUUUCGCAUAAAUUAUUCCGAUGAGGUGUGGGGCGGGACUACGCAUAGAUUAGGCAAAUGAGCAGGGGAGGGACGCGAGGCCGGGUACGAAUUAGCCUAAGUUAUUAAAGAUGGCGGCGGAGCGGAGUCGCUCCCCGAUGGACUCGCCGGUCCCGGCCUCUAUGUUCGCCCCCGAGCCCAGCUCCCCGGGGGCGGCCAGGGACGCGGCGGCUGCCGCCCGGCUCCACGACGGCUUCGACUCGGACUGCAGCGAGGACGGCGAGGCGCUCAAUGGCGAGCCGGAGCUGGACCUCACCAACAAGCUGGUUCUAGUGAGCCCUACGUCAGAGCAGUAUGACAGCCUACUUCGGCAGAUGUGGGAGAGGAUGGACGAGGGAUGCGGAGAGACCAUAUAUGUCAUUGGGCAGGGAUCAGAUGGGACUGAGUACGGGCUGAGCGAAGCGGACAUGGAGGCCUCCUACGCCACAGUGAAAAGCAUGGCAGAGCAGAUAGAGGCCGACGUCAUCCUCCUGCGGGAACGGCAGGAAGCGGGGGGCCGCGUGCGUGAUUACCUGGUCCGGAAGCGAGUAGGAGACAAUGACUUCCUGGAGGUCAGGGUAGCGGUAGUGGGCAACGUGGAUGCUGGCAAAAGCACGCUUCUGGGGGUCCUGACACACGGGGAGCUGGACAAUGGCCGAGGCUUUGCCCGCCAGAAACUCUUCCGCCACAAACAUGAGAUCGAAUCUGGUCGCACCAGCAGUGUGGGCAACGACAUUCUGGGCUUUGACAGCGAAGGCAAUGUGGUGAACAAGCCAGACAGCCACGGGGGCAGCCUGGAGUGGACGAAGAUUUGUGAGAAAUCCACUAAAGUGAUCACCUUCAUUGACUUGGCUGGCCACGAGAAAUACCUGAAGACCACGGUCUUCGGCAUGACGGGCCACCUGCCUGACUUCUGCAUGCUCAUGGUGGGCAGCAAUGCUGGCAUCGUGGGGAUGACCAAGGAGCACCUGGGCUUGGCAUUGGCACUCAAUGUGCCUGUUUUUGUGGUGGUCACCAAGAUUGAUAUGUGUCCUGCUAACAUCUUGCAAGAAACCCUGAAGCUGUUACAGCGCCUGCUGAAGUCGCCGGGCUGCCGGAAGAUCCCUGUGCUGGUGCAGAGCAAGGAUGAUGUGAUCGUUACCGCCUCCAACUUCAGCUCCGAGAGCCGGGAUCAAGCCCGCAACCUGGGUAUGUGCCCUGACCGGAAAUCGAACCAACAACCUUUGGGGCACAGGAUGACGCCCAAGCAACUGAGCCACACCAGCCCGGGCAGCUGCCCCCAUUUUAAUUCACUGAGUUUUUCUGGUGCCUGUCUGUGCAGGAUGUGCCCGAUAUUCCAGAUCUCCAACGUUACAGGCGAGAACCUAGAUCUGCUGAAGAUGUUCCUCAACCUCCUCUCCCCCCGCACCAGCUACCGGGAGGAGGAGCCGGCGGAGUUUCAGAUUGACGACACUUACUCUGUGCCGGGUGUGGGGACGGUGGUGUCAGGGACAACACUCAGGGGCCUGAUCAAGCUGAAUGACACGCUGCUGCUGGGCCCGGAUCCUCUGGGGAACUUCCUGUCCAUCGCUGUGAAGUCCAUCCACCGCAAGCGCAUGCCUGUCAAGGAGGUGCGGGGGGGCCAGACAGCCUCCUUUGCGCUGAAGAAGAUUAAGCGCUCAUCCAUCCGGAAGGGCAUGGUGAUGGUUUCCCCGCGUUUGAAUCCCCAAGCAUCCUGGGAAUUUGAGGCCGAGAUCCUCGUCCUCCACCACCCCACCACGAUUAGCCCACGCUACCAGGCCAUGGUGCACUGUGGGAGCAUCAGGCAGACGGCCACCAUUCUGAGCAUGGACAAGGACUGUCUACGCACUGGGGACAAGGCCACGGUGCACUUCCGCUUUAUCAAGACCCCCGAGUACCUGCACAUAGACCAGCGGCUGGUGUUCCGGGAAGGCCGCACCAAGGCCGUGGGCACCAUCACCAAGCUCCUCCAGACCACCAACAACUCCCCAAUGAACUCCAAGCCUCAGCAGAUUAAAAUGCAGUCAACGAAAAAAGGCCCCCUGACCAAACGAGAAGAUGGGGGUCCCCCUGGAGGGCCGGCCGUAGGGGUGCCUCCCCCUGGAGACGAAGCGGGCUCUCUGGGGGCUGCACAGUCAGCUGCGUCCAGCAGUCUCCAGCCAAUGCUCAAGCCCAGCAGUGGGGGCCGGCGACGAGGGGGCCAGCGCCACAAGGUGAAGAACCAGGGGGCCUGCAUGACUCCUGCCACUGGCUGCUGAAUUUCUCCUUCCCACCCAAGGAUUCUCGUGCUCUGGCCACGCUCCAUCCGAUGGGCCAGAGCAGCCACCACCCUCCCCAGGCCACAGCCAGAGCCUCAUCAUUCCCCAGCCCUGGUUCCCGGGGCUCUAAUUUAUAGCCGAGGACGACGGCAGACUUCCGGAGCACUACCAUCUCCCGCCCGCUUGCCCGCCUUCUUCCUCACUCAGUUUUUGUCCAUCUGGGCCCUUAGUUUUUAUUUUCUCUCUCUCGUGUGUGUGCGUGCGUGCGUGCGUGUGUGGGUGUGUGCAUGGCCACUCAGGGCCCUGGCAGUCUUUCUUCUCUUCCUUUCCUCCUCCAUGGCUGGCCCCGGCCUCCAGGAGCUGUCCGUCGUGUGUGUCUGUGAGAACCUUUAGGGGCUGUCCGGAACUGAAGGGCCUCCCUCCCAGUGCUGCUCUGUGCCCGGAGCCCUCUCUGGAGCUGGCCUCGGGGCGGGGGCUGCAGGUAUACGUGCUGCUGCUCCGUCUCAGGAGCCUCCUCCUGGGACUUGGGGCUUCUGGCAGGGUUGACAGUACUGGCUCCCUCUCUUCCCUCCCUCUUUCUCCUUAAACCCCCAAACAGGAAUGCCAGAAGCUCUUACAUUGUAACCUGUAGAUGGUGGAGGGGAGCGGCGAUUGGGUUGUCAGGCCCUUCCUGCUCUUCCCUCCGGCCCGUGCCACUGACCCAAAGACAGCUGGUGGCUUUCCUUCCCGGGACAAGCCUGUUUGCCUGCUGCUCAGGGCAGCUCCUGUUCUGCCAUCUGCUGAGCCUCCCGGGCUGCCUCCUGCCUGGACCUUGAAUCUUACUGGGUCUUGGGGCACUGAUGACCUAGACAGUGUCGCCUGCUCAGGGUCAUGCUCACUAGCACCUCCUUUUGGUGGGGUGCGGGGUGUUCCUCUGAGCCAGGCUGGGAGGGGAACCCCUCCUUCCCACACAACUCUGCCACAUCACCCCAGCAUGGCUGCUGCAGGAGCACAACAGGGAUUGGCCUGAGCCCCAGGUUUGGAAGCCCCGGUUGGGAUAGGGGAGGCAGAUGCAGGCCCCGCGGAGCAGGAAGCCUUCUGGAAGAACCACUGCUUGGGGCGGGGGCGGGGGGGCAGAAGGCAGCGUGGGCCCUGAACCAGCCUGGCUGAGC
Molecule: messenger RNA, 4396 nt
Organism: Myotis lucifugus (little brown bat)
Lineage: Eukaryota; Metazoa; Chordata; Mammalia; Chiroptera; Vespertilionidae
Gene: GTPBP1
Product: GTP binding protein 1
Exons: 13
Coding region: 1080-3245 (721 amino acids)
Biological process (GO): translational elongation
Molecular function (GO): GTP binding; GTPase activity; translation elongation factor activity
Source: RefSeq, a predicted model, not a curated record